Myripristis murdjan (pinecone soldierfish) is the source of this 1250-nucleotide messenger RNA. It is a transcript of the gene gsta.1, whose product is annotated as glutathione S-transferase, alpha tandem duplicate 1. The transcript is spliced from 7 exons. Bases 124 to 804 code for a protein of 226 amino acids. The record is from RefSeq and is a predicted model, not a curated record. Gene Ontology annotation, molecular function: glutathione transferase activity. Lineage: Eukaryota; Metazoa; Chordata; Actinopteri; Holocentriformes; Holocentridae. Gene Ontology annotation, biological process: glutathione metabolic process.
CUGGUUGUCAGGCCUACAGUUGCUCUUACAUAACACAAACUUUGCCUUUUUUUCCCGACCGCUUCGCUCGCGGUUAUUUCUUCCAGGACCCUCGUCAAGAUUCCCACUUAUCAAAACAUUACCAUGGCUGGAAAAGUUGUUCUGUAUUACUUUAAUGGGAGGGGGAAAAUGGAGUCAAUUCGCUGGUUGUUGACUGUUGCAGGGGUUGAGUUUGACGAAGUGCAUUUGACAGCCCGAGAUCAGUAUCUGAAACUCCUUAAAGAUGGAGAUCUCAUGUUCCAACAGGUUCCCUUGGUGGAGAUUGAUGGCAUGAAACUUGUGCAAACAAAGGCGAUAUUGAAUUACAUCGCAGAGAAACACAAUCUCCAGGGGAAAGAUCUCAAAGAGCGUGUCAUGAUCAACAUGUAUGCAGAGGGACUGAUGGAUCUCAUGGAAAUGAUCAUGAUGUUGCCCUUCACGCCUCCCGAUGAUUUGAAAAGUAAACUAGACAAUAUUAACACCAAAGCAAAAGAGCGCUACCUCCCUGUGUUUGAAAAGGCGCUCUCUGGUGCUCAGUAUCUGGUGGGCGGUAAAAUGAGUCUCGCAGACGUUGAGCUGGUUGAAUGCACCCUGAUGCUGGAGGAGAAGUUUCCUGAUAUUCUCUCUCAGUUUCCCAACACCAAGGCCUUCCAGAACAGGAUGGUGAAUCUGCCAGCCAUCAAGAAAUUCCUGCAGCCUGGCAGCAAGAGGAAGCCUCAACCAGACGAGCAAUAUGUAAAAACUGUUCUGGAGGUGUUUGACAUGAAGAUGCCAAUACUUAAGUAGCUUGCAGAGCAGCUGUGACACCCUGCGUCCAUUGCUCACACUGGGUGCGAGCACUGCAGUGUUUAUGACAUGUGGACCAAUUUUACAGGCUCAGCAUUUCCUGUUGUUUUGCAGAAAUAUGUACACAGCACUGUCACAUAAUGAAGAACAGUUUCAGUACAGUAGGGUACUUGCUAUGAAUUUAUGUCAUAAACUAUUAUCACAUCGUAUGGGUGGCUACUAGUAAUUACUACUAAAAAAUGUGGCAAAAUAAACUUAAUCUGACAUUGUAAAGUUCAGCUGUUGGGCAAAAUGGUGAGCUAUGUGUCCAAGAGCAUAAGUCACUUUGUUUUCCCUUUAAAUAGGAUUUGGAUAUAACCAGAACUGGUAUUUUAUUGAGAAGCAGAUCAUUUUAUUUAGCUUUGCAAGAGCUCAUGAAUAAAAUUUUAUAUUUUCAAACACUUUAA